Penaeus monodon (black tiger shrimp) is the source of this 2248-nucleotide messenger RNA. RefSeq lists its product as uncharacterized. The coding region runs from base 211 to 1374 and encodes 387 amino acids. NCBI's taxonomy places the organism in Eukaryota, Metazoa, Arthropoda, Malacostraca, Decapoda, Penaeidae. The transcript has 8 exons. The record is from RefSeq and is a predicted model, not a curated record.
CCAUGCAGGUUGAAGAGCUCCGAGUUGCUCAUUCGUCGUGUGACUCCGACGAAGAAGGUGCGUCAGGGAGAGAGAGAGAGGAUUACAACAGCCGACAAAAAAGUUUUGCCUUUGCCCAUCUACGAUCUCUCAUUUUCGAAAGCGCCGACAAGACUGUCCUUAGAACGAAGAGCGUCCUUAUACCUUUGCCUAACCACGUCCUCUGCCACGAUGCCCGCCCCAGCUGACAGCGGCCGUCGAAAUGCCCUGCCCGUUCUCUACACAAGCGGCACCCAUUACGACGUAGGAUACGAUAUUGGUCGCACCUUCCGCGGCAUCAUCGAGGACUUCCUAGCAUCCUUCAAGGAACUACACGAUAGCCUCCUGCCGGCGUAUGAGACAGCUGAAGGCAAGGCAGCCUACGACCAAACCCUCGCCGUCCUGCAGGAGAAUUACCCGCAGUAUGUGAGGGAGAUCCAGGGCACGGCUGACGGCGCCAAGGUUCCUUUCCAUCACUUGAUGCUCCUGCACAUGGACCAGAUCGUCCCCAUGAAUUCAGGCCAGGCACGCUCCUCCGGCACCAACGGCUGCUCCUCCAUUUGCUCCAACAAUGAGGGUCAGGUCCUUCUCGGCCACACGGAAGACGCCCUUCCGGAGACCCUAAACCACGCCUACUUGGUGAGCGCCCACAUCCAUGAGGAGGAACCGCAGGGCAAGAACGGCACGAAGACGGAGGGCUUCACGGCGCUCUGUUACGCAGGGCAUCUCCCGGGCUUCUGUAUGGGAUACAAUCACCACGGUCUCGUUUAUUCCAUUAACGUCAUCAGCCCCAAGAAGGUUUUGGCGGGAAAAACACCCCGCCAUUUCUUGUGUCGAGCUCUCCUGGCUGCCGAGACGAUGAUGCAAGCUCAGCAAAUUCUGCGCGACCGAGGGACGGGUUCUGCCGACGGCUUCAGUGUCAACAUGAGUUUCACGAGGCAAGAAGGCGACCACCUCUUCCAUAAUGCCGAAGUGGGACCUGCAGAAGAAAGCGACGAGAGCCCCAUGUCUAUCCUCACCAUAAGCCCAGGGGAGCAUCUGCUACAUACGAACAAGUAUCUUCGCCUGGAGGUGCCUGAAGACGAGGGGCUUUGUAUGGAGAGUAGCAACCACCGACACACCCGCGCCCAUAGCUGCUGCCCACCCACAACACGCGCCGCUUUGCUGGCCCUGCUCUCCGACACCGAGGACGCCACCUAUCCCUUCUUCAGGGAGGGCGGGGAUCCUGACUUCGUUAAGACCGUCACGCUCGGUGUGUUCGACUUAGAGGAGAAGACGUGGACGCUGUGGAUGAAGAAUCCCCGAUCCGCCGACCCGCUCGUCACGCUUCCUCUCGUCUUCAAAUGGUCCAACUAACUCUCCCUUCCUCCAACAGCUUCUCUCCCUCGGGCUGAAUUCCGACGAAUCUCGAGGCCUGCUUCGGCCCUUCACCCGAAUCAGUGUGCGGGCAGACUACUUUUCACCUUUACAAAGUUCCUUCGGGUUGUAAAUUGUUAAUCUCCCGCGGGUCUAUUUGCUGUACACGUCAGGGUUCUGUACGAAUAUCAUUUUAUAUGACUGUUAUCUUUUUACACUGAAGAUAUUCGCUGUGCCUCCUUUAGGCUGAAAAGACGUUCCUGAAUCAACACUUAAAGUUGAACCUCUGAACUCCGCUGGCCAGACCUUGACCUAGACUGGUUGGGUCAGGAUUACACACACACACACACACACACACACACACACACACACACACACACACACACACACACACACACACACACACACACACACACACACACACACACACACACACACUCACUCACUCACUCACUCACUCACUCACUCAUUCACUCAUUCACUACAAUAACGCCGCAAGAUUCACUACAAAUACAUAAAUGGGAUAAGAUAAGCAUGCCUCAACUGUGGGUGGUUAUCGUGCACUUGCCUGCAUGUAUCCUCCCACACAGUUGUAAGUCGGCGACCGAACGCCAGAUGAAUUAUUUCUUCGCGGGGUGAAGGGGAGGACGAAAGUGGAAGAGCCUCUUCUUGUCAGGGUCAGGGUCGUCGUCCCUCCCACAGGAUACAAGUCCUGUGCUCUGUUAUAUUCCAUGCCUUUGUGUAACCUUUAGUCUGCUUAGUGUUCUGAAGUAUGAUGGUUAAUCCUUGGUUCUGUACAUCAGUGUCAAAAUGUUCAGUGAUAAUUGUAGAUGUUUAGUCAAAAUAAAAUACAACUCUGAUUUUACUGUAUAUG